CGAUAAUGAAAGCGCAGUGAAAUUUUUCAAGAUGGCGCCGACGGCCAAGGCUGAACAGAAAAAAAGUGAUCAGAAAAAUGCAACGAAAAAGGAGAAAGAUCCCAAAAAGAAAGAAGAUGAACCCGAAAUGGUAAACUACCUGAUAUGUUUUAUAUUUUGUGAAAUUUUUGUAGUCUGGGCUUGGUGCUAAAGCAAUUUAAAACGGUCUUGAAAUAAAGCCAUAUUUUGCUUUGUUAGCUUUUGUGGUUUGUACUUUUGUACCAAAUUUUAAGUUUGUCGCUUCAUAUCCCUUUUGAUUUGUGUUUUAUAGACAGAAGAAGAUAAACAGUUACUAGAGGAACUGAAUAUGCUUGUCGAAAGACUAAAGGUUUUGUUAGAUUACUUAUUAUUUUAAAUUUUUUGUCUUGCUCUACAGCAUGCUGCCAAUUGUCUGACUGUCAGUCGAAAACUAAUGUUAUUACACCGAGAAAGGUGUGCAAGAAUACUCUACAUAAAGUAUUUAAUAAGUUUUAAAGAAUUGAGUAUUUGAGAAAAAACAUUAGUUUUAUAUUUCCUGAAAGCUGAAACUAUCGGCCGGCAAAGGCUCAGACUCGGUCGUUGCCCAGUGUGGAAAGUUUGUAUCACACAACCAAGAUAUUGGGUGUGUAAUUGUGAUGCUUUUUUGAAUUUUUGAAAAAUUUCCAAACUUUCCAGUCAGGGGCGUUGCAACGUUUUGGUCCAAACAUAUUGGUCCAAACGUAUUUAACAUGCCGAAGCAUCACAUAUCUCUUUAAGUGUUAGGGCAUCUUCAGAUUAUUCCAAAUAGGUGAAAUAACAUCUAAGUACAGCAUUCAGAAAAUUGUCUGAUUUUAAGUCCAGUGUGCGAAGUGAAACAACGCUGGAUGUGAUCUCAUGCGUGCAAACAAAAUGUUGUGAUCUGUGUCAUGUGUUAAUGGACAUAUAUAGGAUGUCUGUGUACAUAACUAUUAUUGGACGUUAAAUCGCUGCACUUGAUUGCCGUAAUUCAGUUUUAACCCAUUGAGCAUCAGCAGCUCUCCCCAUGAUCAGUAAAUUCAUCUGGCAUUAGCCAGAGUAAAAUGACAAAGUAGGACACAGUGCAACUCAACAGGUUAACUGACAACAAAACUGCAUAACUUUCAAUCACUCAUGCUAUUUAUGUCAAAUUUUAGCCACCAUUUAAACAGCGCUCGAAAUAGCGGGCUGCCAAUGGCCAAAAACAGGCCAUAUCUUAGAAAUGGAAGGCAAAAACAAAUUUGAACGGCCAAAGUAAAAAAAAAAUUGGCAGGUGAAAUUGUAUAGAUAUAUUUCAUUUCAUUUGCUAGAUCAUUUAGUUAAUUAAAUAUGUUUAUAUUUGAAAUGUAAAUCCAAGUUUACUGUACAGUAAAAUAGACACGUUUAAAAAUAAUAAAAAUGCAUAUUGUGAAAACGUUGAUUUUUACAAUACGACUCAAAUGAGACAUCGCAAUUUUGGCAGUUCAAUGAAUAAAAAUGGACGUCUAAAAUUUAUUUCACCUGCCAGAAAUUUUUAGACUCACAGGCCAUAUUUUUCUCUAAUUCAAGCCCUGCAUUGAAACCAUUUUGUUCAACUUUCAACUUACAUUUUGGCAUAUGAGCUGCAAAAAAGAUCAUGCAUGCACUUACCAUCCUAUGGAAACUGGAUUUAUAAGCAAUAACAUGACCCAUUUUAGGAAGCCAAUGUGGAGUUACACAAAGCAAGUUUGGAAAUGUUGAGAACACAGAUUAAAAGCAGUACAAGUUCAAUGACGUCAGUUCCAAAACCGCUGAAGUUUUUACGACAUCACUAUGGCACGAUGAAAGAGCUGUUUGAAACAUGGCCUAGUCAAGAGAAUAAGGUACAUGAAAGUAUCCAGUAUAAAUAAAGUUAGUUUAGUUUAGAUAAGAUGGUUUAACCCAUUAAGCGCCAGUGCUCUCCCUUUGAUGAGUAAAAUCUUCUGGCGUUAGACAGAGUAAAAUACUAAAGUAGGGUGCAUAAGGGUGCAAUGCGACUCAGUGAGUUAACUAGACACAUGGGCAGAUAGGCCAGUUAACCCAUUAAGCGCCAGCACUCUCCCCUUGACGAGUAAAAUCGUCUGGCGUUAAACAGAGUAAAAUACUAAAGGUGACUCAGUGGGUUAAUAAACACUUUGCAGUUACAGACAACUGAAUUAACAAGUUAUUUACAUGUACAUAGUAUUAUGAUAGAUCUACAUUAAAUUUUAUAAUAGCUAAAAAUAUUUAAAAGUAGUUUAGUCAGGUUUCUUGUGUUGUUUCAACAUUGUGUUGUUUCAACAUUGUGUUGUUUCUUAGGCGCUGUUGGCAGAUGUUAUUUCUAUCUUGGCCAUGACAAUCAGUGAAGAAAGAGAAUGUCUAAAAUAUCACAUGUUAGGCUCUAAUGAUGCCUUGGAAUCAUGGGGGCACGAAUAUGUCAG
Molecule: messenger RNA, 2429 nt
Organism: Paramuricea clavata
Lineage: Eukaryota; Metazoa; Cnidaria; Anthozoa; Malacalcyonacea; Plexauridae
Source: the annotation of a GenBank genome assembly